AAUCUAAGAACGCGAUUUUAGAGAUACAUCUUGCGAGAACAAGUCGCUUUAAUCACGGUUUCUACCUUGAAUGUGAGACAAAUUUAAACUCAUUACAGUGUAUGUUGGUCACCAAUGUUACAGCAUCACGUUCAUGAAUUUACCUUCUUUUCCUUUCGUGCUGGGAGCUCGGAGGACAAGUUCAACCACUUGAAGUUACUGUGGCAAUACCAUGGAAACAUGCAAAUAAUUCAAUGGUUCAUUUUCUCCAUUGACAUUGCAUUGACGUAGUGUACACAACAUCGUGUUAUCGCAGCAUACGUGUGCACACAACACGCGCGCUGGCACAAGUUUCCCCACACGGAAUGCAGUACGAAUAAGAAUCAAGAUAAUCUUUUUUCCGGAACAAUUCGUAGAUAAACUGUAAAUGCCCUUACAUUUACAAUAAGGACUUUGGAUGGAGUUGAUGCCUUGUGACUUCAGUGUCUACUUUGCAGGGGACUGUUGCACGAUCAUGCGGCAAUUUUAACCAAUUCUUUUUCCUCGAACGAUGUAGCAUCUCACAUUACGACAUCCUUCCCAUCAGUAUCUCAAUCACCAUCGCCCACGGGUCGCCGCUAGAAAAAUGCAAAACGUCAUGCCAAGGAAUCUCAAUCUGAGGAGUUGAUGGGACCAGCGCGCGCGACGUGGAGCUGAGCGUUAUGUCGUCCACCGACAAGAGGGGUCGCCAUACUAGUGUGGAGGCGCCGUCGACCGUGUCCACCGUCACCAACAACAGCGAGCGGUCGUUGCCAAACGACAACACGGGCGAGGACGGCACGGCGCAGCCCGUCCGGCGAUUAACGGCGUAUGAGAAACUCACGGAAGAUCUGAACAAUGACCCCCGAGCACUCAAGGAGAUUACGCUGGGGAAGCGCAUCGCCUUUUACCGGAUACGAGGGGAGCUUGGGAGCGGCAACUUCUCUCAGGUUAAGAUGGGCAUACAUGCAUUGACAAAAGAGAAAGUAGCCAUCAAGAUUCUGGACAAGACCAAGCUGGACCAGAAGACCCAGCGCCUCCUGUCGCGGGAGAUCUCCUGCAUGGAGAAGCUGCACCACCCCAACAUCAUCCGUCUGUACGAGGUGAUUGAGACCCUGGCCAAGCUGCAUCUGGUCAUGGAGUAUGCCGCCGGCGGCGAACUCUUCACCAAGAUCUCCAACGAGGGCAAGCUGAGCGAGGCGGAGUGCAAACCAAUCUAUGCUCAGGUGGUGGCCGCAGUCCAUCAUAUGCACACAAGAAACAUUAUUCACCGUGACUUGAAAGCUGAGAAUGUCUUCUACGCUGCCAACGGACUUGUCAAAGUAGGAGACUUUGGUUUCAGCACGACCUUCAAGCAGGGAGAAAUGCUGAAUACGUUUUGCGGAUCGCCACCGUACGCAGCCCCGGAACUGUUCAAGGAUGAGCAUUAUGUGGGACCCCCGGUGGAUAUAUGGGCCAUCGGGAUCAUGCUUUACUUCAUGGUGGCCGGGGUGAUGCCGUUCCGGGCCGACACCGUUGCCAAACUCAAAAAGUGCAUUCUGGACGGUCAGUUCACGAUACCCUCGUUCGUCUCCAGCUCCUGCCAGGCGUUGAUACGCAGCGCCCUCAAGCACAAUUCCACGGAGCGCAUCACGAUAGACGGGAUCAAGAACGCGGCGUGGCUGCGCGGACAGGACUUUCCCGCGGCCCACCAUUCGUGCCACCUGACGCCGUGCUUUGACUACCAGACGGCGACGGCGGAGGAGAAGGAGGUCCUGUCGCAGCUGUUGCAUCUCGGCGUCACCGAGGAACACUUGGCGUCCACGCGGGACCGGGAUGCGCGGAGCAGCAUCACGGGAACCUACCGCAUCAUGCUACACCGAAUACAGAAGAAACACAUUGAACCACCCAUCAUCACCACGCAAGCGUCUAACGGACAGAAUCCGCCCACCAAGAAACGGAGCAAGGACAGUAGAAGGAUGAAAAACAAGCCCUCCAAGCUAUGUACAAUAUUGUAGUAUUUAUCUUCAUUCUUUUUAUAGGUCUGAUGUGUGUGAAACUAAUAGUGUAUACUAUCAAAAGAAAUCUAGGUUUAAAGCACAAAGACUACAUGUACGUGCCCCUAUCCCUCCCCAUACACUACCAUCGUCUACAUGUAGUCGUGAUGCUGUCUUAGAAAGCUUUACGUAAUCAUUGCCAGCUUUUGAAAUUUGAGGCAUGGUCCCCAUCUUCACACAACAUCGAUGUAAAUUACACAUCACAGUUGUCAACCAUGAUUAUUACUCAACAUCAGACAGGGUUUAGGGAAUAGGAAUUUGUCGGGGAACAAAACAACACUAUUCCCGGUCCUUUGUAUCGAAGAGAAUUUCAGCAUUUGCUGCUAAUUAUAAUCGUCAGUUUUGUGUGCACACCUGAACCAAUGACUCAGGUUAAGAUCCGUAAAGUUAAUGUUUUGUAUUGUCUCAUUGGAUCUGUAUUAUCCUCAUAACUACCUGCACAGUUAAGGUUGCAUUUUGAAAAUGUAUUUUCUGAAAAAAGAUACGUUGAAGGAAAAUUUUUCAGCUGUGACUUUCAUAUGAUGACCGAGUGUUGUACAGUGGAACACUGAUGCAGUUUCUUGUAUUGAAAAAGUCUCUCAAAGCUGUCAUUCGCAAAGCUGUCAUUCGCAGAACUGGCCUACCUCAAACCUUUCUGUGAUUUCUUGAAAACAGGCAACCAGGGUUAAUAUCAUUGAGCUUUUGAUGUAUAGAAAUAACAAUACCGAAUGCUGAAGCAAUUUGCAUUUCUGGCAAAAACAGGGCAUCAGCCUAAAUAACAAAGACGUUGACGAAACGGGGAACCACCAGCAUAGGGCUCAAGCUGGAUAGCUCAGUUGGUAGAGCACCGUAACGGCAGUCUUGAGGUUGUAGGUUUUUAAACCCACUCCAGUAAAUUUCUUUGUUCAACUAAAAAAAUAUGUGUACAAAAACUUUUUUAAGAAUACCAUUUAGUGUGUGGUCACAAUUGUGGUGGUGUCACCACCAGAGGGCAUUGGUGCACACAUACCGGUAAGUGGCACAUGCGUAAAGAUUUCACAUGCGUUGAGUGGUUAUACUCAUUGGUCGGCAGAAGUCAAGCAAGUGGACAAAAUCCAGAAUAGACUUGACCUCAGUCUUACAAGUAGUCCAUUUUGGGAAGACAACCUUUUAUUCAUGUUUGAAUUCCCCCUUACGAGACUUCUCGAGGGUUUCUCAUGGAUUUUUUUUGUCUUUGGAGGAUUUGUUGAGGAUUUUGAAAAGAAAAUGGGUGUGUUAUCAAAAUCUGAGCAUAUUAUUUGCUAUUAAAUAGAAGAUACAAAUGUACAAAUUGAAAAAAAAGUUUCCAUUUUAGACCUAAACCUCAGGGACUGAUUAUGGACGCUGUCUCGGUGAAGGUUAAGCUUUUUUUAAGGACCCUUCUAUUGUUUACACGAAAGGAUGUGACAUUUACACAUUUAAAGGUAGGGUUAGGGUACAUCAUUUGUCAUUUGUGCAUCUUUUUUCAUUUGAAGCAACAAAAGUGCUCAAAAUCUAAAGACGGGUGCUUAACAGCUAACCUGAUGAAGUUUUAGCUCUGUGAAUGCUGUACAUUCGGAGAAAACAAGAUUCUAGGGACUCGUUUUCAAUUCAAAAUUUGCCUAGUCACGUUUUGAAUUGCGCCCGAAAUCAGCGUCCGGGACACGCUCUCAUUCAGCCGAUUGCAGCUACGCGAUGUCAUGCGCUGUACUGAUGAAUAAUACAAACAGUGUGUGCGCGUGCAUCGUAUCAACGCUCGAGCGCACCCAGUUACAGAUGUGCUGAAUUACAAACAAUGGACAUUUCUAACGAUGCGUCACUUGACGCAUUGUUGGAAAGGCCUUCUUGCAUUGUUUUCUUCAAAAUGACAGCAUGCCAGAAAGAAUAAUUUCACAGGGAGUUUAGUGCCAUUACUAUCUUCAAACCUUUCCGUCAAUAAUUUCGUCAUUAACUUUUUGGAUAGCUGCAAAUGAUAUACAUGUGCUCUGCCUUUAAAAAAUAAAUUCUAUUUCCGUUUAUAAACUUUCCAAAUAUUUAAAUGAAACCUGCAUUUAAAAAAGUGUCAUUAUGCUUACUCGAUCUGCCCUCGAAGUUGCACAGGUAUAUUAAGGCCCCCCAAAAAAGUCUCCGGUUUCUGGUAUGGAGCUUGCCCAAAAAGUGGUGCGGCGACGCAGCUUUUUUUUUUUUUUUUACUUGCCUGUUUUUUUUUGCUUCAAAUGUCGGCUGAUGACUGCAAAUGGUGCCCGAAUAAACUUGUGCAAAUAUACUGGGAGUCCAGAGAGGACACAUAAAGCUUAUUCUCGAUCAUAACCCCAUCUAAAAACACGUUAAAACUGUGCAGCAGCAGGAUUCCAGUCAAACCAGUGAGUUUGGCGGUUUUGAGACAUCAUCUUUUAUUGAAAAAAAACUUUUUCAUUUUGCCGACGCGCAUGGCUACGGCGACGCGCGCACAUACCAGAAACCGGAGACUUUUUUGGGGGGGCCUAAUGAAGGAUUGCUUUAAAUCCUUCUAAUUUACAAAGCAUUAAUUAGAAGCAUCUCAGUACGUCAUCACAUUCUGGUCCGUUAAGUUUUUAUUCAUUUUCAUUGACUGCCAACUGUCCAGUGUGUCAAUUAUAAACAAUGUUAACAAUUGAUUGUGUUUUAUGUUUUGAAUACAUGCGGCUGGCCCAAGAUCGACACUCAUUGUGCGCAAGCUAAUACGAAUAAAAUUACAAUUUUUUUAAAACACGCCCGAGUGCGAGUGUAAACAUACCACGGCGGUCGUCAGCCUUUGUGAAGUGGUUUAAACGUUUAAACAGUGCUUAAACGGUUUGUGAAAUAUUUACAAUAUUAAUUGCAAAGUCCCAUGCUUUGCUUGCAAGGAUACCGCGUUGAGAUUGACACGGAAGAAAAUAGACAGCAAAUGGAACACACACAGCUGUGUAUCGGAUGAUAUGCAAAGCAGGGACCUCGUUAAAUUCGCAUGCAUUCAUUUGCUUGUAAGCCACACAUGUUCUCAUUAAAAAAAAAAAAAAAAAAGCCUGAUCUUUAAUUCAUUGCAACACUGCCG
This is a messenger RNA of Patiria miniata (bat star), 5061 nucleotides long. It is a transcript of the gene nim1k, whose product is annotated as serine/threonine-protein kinase NIM1-like. The record is from RefSeq and is a predicted model, not a curated record. Lineage: Eukaryota; Metazoa; Echinodermata; Asteroidea; Valvatida; Asterinidae. Bases 681 to 1994 code for a protein of 437 amino acids. Gene Ontology annotation, cellular component: cytoplasm. The transcript has 4 exons. Gene Ontology annotation, biological process: microtubule cytoskeleton organization; intracellular signal transduction; protein phosphorylation. Gene Ontology annotation, molecular function: protein serine/threonine kinase activity; ATP binding; tau-protein kinase activity.